AUUUAACGGAGUGCUUGAGGGAUUUUCCUUCAUGCCAGAUGCGCUGGUGGGACACUCUCAGUGGGGACCAUAGAUGGUUACACUCAAAAGAUAUGAGCCAGCAUUGCGAUAUUAUCUCGCCGACUCCUGACCGUCGGACUUCGCGCAAACAGAAUGCAGAACAGAAGAACUUCUUCCUUUCCAACUGCGUGCGUUGUUCUCGCCGGUCCUUGAAGCUGGACUCCCGUUUAAUCCGUCGCAGACAGUACAUGGAUGGCGCCUGUUUAUCCUUGAGCGUUUUCUUGACGCGGCCGCGGCAUUACUGCUUGACUCGACCCCAAGACUCUCAGCGUCGCAUGCCCAGCCUGUGCCACCACUUUGUGCCGAAAUGAAGAACCUCAGCAACAGCCGAGCAGUAUAUUUCACGGGUAAAUUUGUCAUUCCUUCCUUUCGCAGAAAGAAAGAAGUGUGUAUGCACUGCAGAAGCGCUGCGGUCGACUCUCAACAGCAGCAGAUGUUCGAGAUUGGUGAGGUACACUCUGGGCUUCAUCUAGUGCACUCCCGGCGCAGCGCUCCCUUCUGCCCCGUUUGACGGAACCAUCACUCACUGCGAAACCCACCUCGACUCGAAAGCCCAUGCGACGAGUACAAGCAGACGCAAGCGGAAUGUUAACGCAUAAAGCGAAAAUACAUUGAGCAGUUCGCCCGGAGGUACCCGUCUCUCAACCAUAGGCCAUCCCUACGACGCGUUGAACACCCUCGCGCUGCCGUCUCUCGGUAUGACCUGCGCUACAACUUGGACGAUUUGAACCAUUACGAAAACUUCGUGAAUGCGCGGCCUAUCGUUUGCGCUCUACCCCCGUUUAUCUCGGCAGGAACAGCACGCAGCGGUCCUAGCGUGUGCGUUCCUUAUCAGCAUGCUUAGUCCAGGCUGGAAUUGCAUCACCGAGUUGCUACUGCAUGACCCAAUGCAUGGCACACUGAAACCUUUUGCAGGUUCCUUUUCCGAGGAUUGGGUAAGGAUAGGCGACCAGAUCGCCAGACCUGACUGACGUCGGUUUGGCACCCCGCACUUCUUCGGGGACAGCUGAAGUAGCUGGCAUUUAUUGACCCAGCCGCAAACGAUGAUGCAAGCAUGAAUGAAUGUCAAAAGAUUCUGCAUCCUUCACACCCUUCCAUGUGGGAGCGCUAACGUUGGUUGCAGCAUGAUCCCGGUAUUGCGACCUGUUACUGGGAUGGUUCAGGACGAUCCAAUGGUGCAAACGAGCCGAGCGGGAAGCGAAGCGAACGUGGUGAGGACAGGACUCGUAUAGCACGCAUUGAGACAAUCCUUGCCGACGGUAACAUGUGCUGCGACUUGGGAACGGCCAAUCAUUCAAUGCAUGUACGGUGCGUUGCAGACUCGAGGCCCCUGGAGGUAAUGAGACGGUCACGUGACCAGCAUAUCAUUUCUUCCCGUCUAACUCAACUUGUAACCUCAUCAUCCCGCCGAGACAACUGCAUGCCAACAUCUCCAGGCUGAAAGCGGUGGCAUGGCACAAGCGCACGUGUGCCACUACCGACUGCGAGCAUGUAAGUGCUGUUGAGAGGUGAAUGGGUUGGGAAGACGAGGAAGAAGAUACCAACAACACCCGUUCGAGGCAAUGGCCCAGUCAUUGUGUGCAAGCUCGACAAGUUGAAGAAUUGCAACCGGGUGAAAUAUGAACGGACUGUCCUUGACCCUUGCUUUAGAGUCUUAUUCCCUUGCAAACUAACAAGAACCUUCAACCUAUGGGCCAUGGUGCGACCGGAAACUCUGUCUCACGUAUUGAUGCAUACAAGAAUGGCUCCGACAUCCUCGUCGCCGUCCUUGAUGCUUCUCUGGAAUUUGUGUUGAGUCUGGUGUCAUUAUGUUGCUGGGACGCAUGGGCUAAAGUUCGUUGGAGUUGAGCUGAAAAAACCACUACAAUAACAAGACUGAGGAUCAGAGAGCCUGCAAUUCUCCCACCAUGUUCAGUCGGUCCUUCAUGCUGAUGCUGUUGCUUUGAACAAAGAUGAGUCGUUAACGGCGUGCCUACCUCAAAUAAAUGUGGUUGAAUCGAAAGCGCAGCUGCUGUCCCAGCACCUUCCUUCCCUCUCGCACUUGCCUCAAUUCCUGGUCAGACGGCCGUCCUCAUCUUCUCUUCUCUCUUCCAUUUUCCUCCUCUUCUCUUCAUCACUCUCAUACCCCUUCAUCAUCACAGCUUUGACAGAACCCAUCACUUUGCCUUUGUUGCUGGUGCUGCAGGCCAUUGUCUCCCUGAAGCUCACUUUCUCUCGACAGCUUAUCAUUGUGAGCAGUGCCUUCAUCCCAGCGCCAUGUGGCUCUUCAAGCUUCUUUUCCUGGCAAUGGCCGCGCUCGGUCUGCCUGCUAUGGCUCAGACACCCAUGUGUGCAUCAGAGCCAUCAUCGUCAACCACUUCCUAUGGCUGCACAGUGACCUAUACUCCCUACAUGGCUCCUCAAAUUGGUCCGACUACCACAAUCUAUGCUGCCAUCAUGACGACGUACUAUUAUGUCGUUGAUUGCCGUUACUGCACCGUUACCAACUACCAGAAGAAUCCGACUCCAAAGGUAGAUCUACCACUCGUCCUAGGCUUGUAAUGCCACUGACAUCUCCAGGGUCCCUUCACUGCAAAGACUACAAGUUCCAUGCUCACCAUCACUCGGGUUGAAUGUAUGCCAGAGACCACAGCCUCCACCAGGGGAAGACCUCGUGGCUAUGAAGAGAUUGAACAACCACAAACGAAGACCCUCAAACCAAAAGAGUUGGCUGGUCAUGCUCUUUCACAGAAUGUACGCCGUUCAGGCUCUGGCGUCACUGGUGCAUUGGUUGAACUUGCAACCACUAUGGGCAAUGACAUUUCUCCGGACAUCAACCUCCUCUCUGGUCCUUCCCAGGAAUCGUUCACUGAGAUCAUGUCUGCCUUGUUUGCACUCAAUGUGGCAGACUCUGGAAUGAACCUUACUGCAGCCUGCCAGCAAGUCCAAACUACUGAAGUCAAAUAUCAGUUGCUGGCGUCUGCCUUCAGCCCUGAUCAGGUCAAGGGACUUCUCUGCUGGAUUGCUGCGAAUGGCUAUUCUUUCAACAGCACUCGUGCUCAAGUCAUUUCGACCUUGCAGGCUGCUGUUUAUGGUCUUGAAGUGGCUUCUGGCUUCACAAACAACCGUGCCGAAAUCUGCAACAACCUCGACCUGUUCAAUUCUAUUGCAGGUUUCUUGGAAAUCAACGCCCAACAGUACCAGGAGAUCGUCUGCACCAAAAUUCCCUCUGAGACUCCUACACAACCCAUCUAUUACGAGCCCACCCCUGUCAUCCCGUACGCCACCAACGGCAUGACCACCUGGGGAUCUCCAACCUCGUGGGAUUCUAAUGCCACAGCCCUUGCUACUGGCGGUCCUCAGUCUGCUACAGGCGGCCCAUGGAUGUCCGGCAACAGCUCCUUCCCUAUGUCUGGUAACAGCUCCUUCCCUGCUGCACACAAUGUCACUACGUGGGGACCGCCUAUCUCCUAUACCGGCAGCGUUCUGGUAUGGCCAGCCAACUGGACUCAACCAGCCGGUACCAUGGGUACCGGUGUUGCUUCUGACACCAUGCUUGGGUCCUGGAACGAAACUGGACUCAGAGCACGCACACCGCCGAGUCCCACCGCGAAGCCAUUCUAUCCAGCUAUCUCGACCCCAACACGUCACUCGGUCUUCAAGAGAUACUAGACUGAGAAAGCAUGAUCAGAAGUCCAUCCAGCGCACUGGCUUUCGGACUUAUGCUGGCACACUGUAUGGAGGAGUGGGCCUUCUCAUGACUGUCAUGCUCUAAAUAUGUAUUAUGAGAGAGACAAAGCAAUUGUAUGCGACAUCGCUGUAUGGUAGAGCUUACUAUGAGAUGAGCUGUGCAUAUGUAGCACUGAGUAUGAUAGUACCUCGUGAUGAGUUGAA
Exophiala xenobiotica is the source of this 3933-nucleotide messenger RNA. RefSeq lists its product as hypothetical. The transcript is spliced from 2 exons. Bases 2650 to 3711 code for a protein of 353 amino acids. The record is from RefSeq and is a predicted model, not a curated record. NCBI's taxonomy places the organism in Eukaryota, Fungi, Ascomycota, Eurotiomycetes, Chaetothyriales, Herpotrichiellaceae.